AUGAAAGCCCCAGAAAUCAAGGUAAUUUUACUGAAAUCACACGAGAAAAACGGAUUUUUGAAUGAAUAAAAAAUUAAAUUUUCAGAUUGUUCCACUUGGAGCUGGUCAAGAUGUUGGAAGAAGUUGUAUUUUGGUUACAAUUGGUUCCAAAAAUAUAAUGCUCGAUUGCGGAAUGCACAUGGGUUAUCAAGACGACAGAAGAUUCCCUGAUUUUUCUUAUAUCGGCGGAGGUGGAAGAUUGACAGAUUAUCUAGAUUGUGUCAUUAUUUCUCAUUUUCAUUUGGAUCAUUGUGGCUCACUUCCACAUAUGAGUGAAAUUGUUGGAUUCGAUGGACCAAUUUAUAUGACAUAUCCAACAAAAGCAAUUGCUCCUGUUUUAUUGGAAGAUUAUCGCAAAGUUCAAUGUGAUAUUAAAGGCGAAUCAAAUUUUUUCACUUCUGAUAAUAUCAAAAAUUGUAUGAAGAAAGUAAUCGGAGUUGCAUUGCAUGAAGUUAUCAAAGUGGAUGAGGAAUUGAGUAUUCGCGCAUUUUACGCGGGACAUGUGUUAGGAGCAGCGAUGUUUGAAAUUCGAGUUAACAAUCAAUCAGUUCUAUAUACAGGUACAUCUAUAGAAAUAAAAAUAUAAAUAAUAUUUUCUAAUUUCUUUUUUUUCAGGCGAUUAUAACAUGACACCAGAUAGACAUCUUGGCGCAGCACGUGUUUUGCCGGGAGUUCGGCCAACUGUAUUGAUCUCCGAAUCAACUUAUGCGACAACAAUUCGAGAUUCGAAACGAGCAAGAGAACGAGAUUUUUUGAGAAAAGUUCACGAAUGUGUUAUGAAAGGUGGAAAGGCAAGUAAUUUAACAUGA
Messenger RNA from Caenorhabditis angaria, 848 nucleotides. The record is from the annotation of a GenBank genome assembly. NCBI's taxonomy places the organism in Eukaryota, Metazoa, Nematoda, Chromadorea, Rhabditida, Rhabditidae.